AUGGGCGAAGAAAGGAAGGACCUAGUGGCGGAGAUGGGGCGGGGUGAGGGCGCGCAGUUGCAGCGCGGGAGACGCGGAGUUACGCGAUCGUCCGCUGGUGCUCCGCCACCCACUCGAGCAGCCGCUUCUCGUCCCUGGCCCCUCACCCCUCGUCUCUGCAAGUACGAGAGGGAGGCGAGUCGCUACUGGGAUCUCUUCUACAAGCGCAACGGCGAGCGGGUGAGCGCGUGCCACGUGGUGCACAGUGCCUACCAUUGCCACUCCCCCCUCGCUCUGCUCUGCGUUGCUCAUUCCGUUUCAACUCCUCCACCCCACUCUCUUUUCCCCUUUCCCCCAUCUCCUCCCCGUCUCGCCGUCGCCCCGUGUCUCUGCGCGCAGUUCUUCAAGGACCGCCACUACCUGCACCACGAGUGGGCGCUCUUCCUCCGCGGGGAUGCGGGCACAGGGAGAGCGGCAGAGGCGGGGACAGAGGGGGGAAAAGAGGGGGGGGCAGAGGGAGGGGGAGGGGAGGCUAGGGCCGGGGAUGCAGGCGCAGGAGCGGGGAGCGCAGGGGGCGGUGGUGGGUGUGGCGGCGGCAGGGAGGGGUGCGUGUGCGAGCGGUGCGUUGCCAUCCGACGAGUGGUGCUGGAGGUGAGGCGAGUGGUGUUGAGUGGGAGGUGGGAGGUGGAGUGGGGCGUGGGGAGGGGGCCGUGCAGGGUGGGGUGCGGGGCGGGCAACACGGUGUUCCCGUUGCUUGCAGACGACCCGCACCUUUUCGCCCUCGCCUGCGACUUCUCUCCGCGCGCUGUUGCGCUCGUCACCGUGCGUUCAGGGGUGGAGAUGGGUGUACAUGGUGGGGGGAGGGGUGCAGCGGAUGGUGGAAAGGGGGAGGGCAGUGAGCACUACGACGCGCACAGGCUGAGAGCAUUCGUGGCGGACAUCACAGCGGACCCCCUCGCCACUGCCAUCGCAACCGCCACCGCCACCACCAGCAGUAGCAGCAGCAGCAGCAGUGGUGGUGGUGGUGGUGGUGCGUGCACGAGCUGUGUGCCGCAGUGCCCUGCAGUGUCUCCUCCAUCUCAAGUGGAUGUGGUUACCAUGGUGGGUGCCAUGUGGUUACCAUGGUGGGUGCCAUGUGGUUACCAUGGUGGGUGCCAUGUGGUUACCAUGGUGGGUGCCAUGUGGUUACCAUGGUGGGUGCCAUGUGGUUACCAUGGUGGGUGCCAUGUGGUUACCAUGGUGGUGCCAUGUGGUUACCAUGGUGGGUGCCAUGUGGUUACCAUGGUGGGUGCCAUGUGGUUACCAUGGUGGGUGCCAUGUGGUUACCAUGGUGGGUGCCAUGUGGUUACCAUGGUGGGUGCCAUGUGGUUACCAUGGUGGGUGCCAUGUGGUUACCAUGGUGGGUGCCAUGUGGUUACCAUGGUGGGUGCCAUGUGGUUACCAUGGUGGGUGCCAUGUGGUUACCAUGGUGGGUGCCAUGUGGUUACCAUGGUGGGUGCCAUGUGGUUACCAUGGUGGGUGCCAUGUGGUUACCAUGGUGGGUGCCAUGUGGUUACCAUGGUGGGUGCCAUGUGGUUACCAUGGUGGGUGCCAUGUGGUUACCAUGGUGGGUGCCAUGUGGUUACCAUGGUGGGUGCCAUGUGGUUACCAUGGUGGGUGCCAUGUGGUUACCAUGGUGGGUGCCAUGUGGUUACCAUGGUGGGUGCCAUGUGGUUACCAUGGUGGGUGCCAUGUGGUUACCAUGGUGGGUGCCAUGUGGUUACCAUGGUGGGUGCCAUGUGGUUACCAUGGUGGGUGCCAUGUGGUUACCAUGGUGGGUGCCAUGUGGUUACCAUGGUGGGUGCCAUGUGGUUACCAUGGUGGGUGCCAUGUGGUUACCAUGGUGGGUGCCAUGUCAAUGUGGUGCAAGGCUCCUCCCAUCAUGCCAUGGCAUGGCAUCACCCCACCUUCCAUCACCCCACCUUCCAUCACCCCACCUUCCAUCACCCCACCUUCCAUCACCCCACCUUCCAUCACCCCACCUUCCAUCACCCCACCUUCCAUCACCCCACCUUCCAUCACCCCACCUUCCAUCACCCCACCUUCCAUCACCCCACCUUCCAUCACCCCACCUUCCAUCACCCCACCUUCCAUCACCCCACCUUCCAUCAUCCCACCUUCCAUCACCCCACCUUCCAUCAUCCCACCUUCCAUCACCCCACCUUCCAUCACCCCACCUUCCAUCACCCCACCUUCCAUCAUCCCACCUUCCAUCACCCCACCUUCCAUCACCCCACCUUCCAUCACCCCACCUUCCAUCAUCCCACCUUCCAUCACCCCACCUUCCAUCAUCCCACCUUCCAUCACCCCACCUUCCAUCACCCCACCUUCCAUCACCCCACCUUCCAUCACCUCACCUUAACCUCCCUACUUCCCACCGCCACCCCACGGUCCGAACCCCAUGCGCAGGUGUUUGUGCUAUCUGCCAUUUCACCUGAGAAGAUGCCUCUCGCCGUCGCCAACUGUGUAUUGUCACUUGGUCCCCAUGUCGUGCGACCAUCCGCUGCAUCCCUCUAUCCCCCUGCCUCCAUCCUCCCCGCCACGCCACCGUGCCGUGCCCUACAGGAGCGGUUGAGGCGCAAGGAGCAGCGCAUCGCCGACAACUUCUAUGUGCGUGGCGAUGGCACCCGAGCGUACUAUUUCACAGAGGCGGCGCUGGGAGAGCUGUUUGCGGGGGCAGGCAUGCAGUGCGUGCACAUGGGCGUGUGUGAGCGCACCGUCACCAACCGCGCACGACAGAUCGACAUGCACAGGCGCUGGAUCCAAGCAGUCUUCCGCCUGCCCCCCGCUGCCACUGCCGCUCCCUCUGCUCCCUCUGCUCCCUCUGCUGCUUCUGCAACUGCUGCGGAGGAUGUUGGGGCAGGAGGGAUGAGCGACAGGGAAGGCGGCGAGGAGGAGAGAAGCGGAAGUGGGAGCAGUGUAGUGCAAGGCGAGGGCAGGGGCAGGGAAGGAGCUGGUGCCACGGAGAAGAGCGGCAGGGAGGAGGGCUGCAGGGAGGAGGGCGGCACGGGCGGCAGUGACAUCACAUGUGAGGUGGACUGCAGCGGCCUUUUCCUCUCUGACCCCCCUUUAGAGGUGCUUCUCUCUCCCUCCGCUCCCCUCUCUCAUCCCCUCCCUCCCUCCCCUCUCUCCUCCCCUCUCUCCUUUCCCUCUCUGCUUCGCCCUUUUCGCUCCUGUCCCUUUCCCUUCCCUCCUCUCCGCCUAUCUAACCCCACGAAAACGUCUCCCAACCCACCACCCAUUGCCCCCCAGGACCACGCCCUGUCCCUCGCGCACCUGCCACUGCGUGUGCGCCUGCUGUCCCGCGAGCACCAGCAUACGCACGGCAGCACGGGGCGGCUGCUGUGGGAGUCGUCUCAGGUGCUGGCAGCGCUGCUGCUCGCCCACCCCGCCCUCACCCACCACGCCUCCGUCCUCGAGCUCGGUGCGGGCGGCGCCGCGCUCUGCUCGCUCGCAGCCACUCACAGCACGCCACGUGUCAUUGUGGCGACAGAUGGGGACGAGAACGCUCUCAGCCUGCUGUCGGGGAAUCUGGAGCUGAAUGCGGGGAGCUUUGAGACGGGCAGGAUCAAGGUGUGCCGGCUGCGGUGGGGCGAUGAGGGUGACGAGGCAGCAGUGAGGCAGCUGCUGCCCUGUCAUGAUGUGAUUGGGGCGGAUGAGGGUCAUGUGCAGGAGGAGGGAGGGGCAACCACAGCCAGUACACAAGGGAGCCAUGCGCGCACAGCCCCUGUCGGAGGCAGCAGUAUGAAGGGAGACGAUACCGAGGCUGCUUAUACCGCAGCGCAGCAGGGGAGGGGGUUUGAUGUGAUCCUGGGAGCCGACGUGGUGUAUGUGCGUGCCGCUGUGCCGCUGCUCUUCCAGUCUGCCGCCCGCCUCUUAGCACGCUGGGACGGGAGCGGGCGCGUGCCGGUGCUACUGCUGUGCCACAUCACACGCCAGGUGCUCGAGCCUGAUGUGCUGGCUGCAGCGGCAGCAGCGGGGCUAGAGGUGGCGGAGGGAGAGGUAGCAGAGCGCAUUGGGGGGAGUGUGGAGAGGGCGAUGCAGGCAGCGGUGGGGACUGCGUUCCCUGGUGAAAGCAGAGAUGCCUCCCUCUUCCGCCUCCUCUGCUUCCGUGCUUCGAGAUUGUCUUGA
Closterium sp. NIES-65 is the source of this 4149-nucleotide messenger RNA. The record is from the annotation of a GenBank genome assembly. NCBI's taxonomy places the organism in Eukaryota, Viridiplantae, Streptophyta, Zygnematophyceae, Desmidiales, Closteriaceae.